Molecule: messenger RNA, 549 nt
Organism: Gossypium raimondii (Peruvian cotton)
Lineage: Eukaryota; Viridiplantae; Streptophyta; Magnoliopsida; Malvales; Malvaceae
Exons: 2
Coding region: 1-549 (182 amino acids)
Source: RefSeq, a predicted model, not a curated record
AUGAGCAAAGCUUAUGAUAGAGUGUUGUGGGACUUCCAAACUGGGAUGAUGCUUAUAUUGGGUUUCCAUAUAGAUUGGGUCACUUUAAUAAUGAGAUGUAUGGCUUCUAUUAGCUAUACUCUAGGGAUCAAUGGGAACCUAAGUGACAAAAUUGUGCCUUCUAAGGGUCUUAGGCAGGGCGAUCCUCUUAGCCCUUGCAUAUUCUUUGUUUGUGCUGAAGGCUUCAUUGUGCUACUUCAGAAAGCUAAAGAGGAAAAAGAUGACAGAUUACUAUUUGGGGAUGAUUCGAAAGAGCGAGCAGAGAACAUGCAACAUUUUAAUUCGACAUAUGAAAAGGCUUUGGGUCAGAUGGUCAACUAUGACAAGUCUUUAGUUUUCUUUGGUUCGAGUUUUAAGGAAGAGGAUAACAAUGUUGUCUCGGAUGCUUUGGAAGUCCGUGCAUCUUCCAAUCCAGAUAAGUACCUUGGGUUGCCAAUGAUGGUGGGGCAUAGGAAAAAUAGGGCAUUCUCUUACUAUGUUGAUAGACUAAAAAGUAGAAUGGAAAGCUAG